Exophiala dermatitidis NIH/UT8656 is the source of this 3297-nucleotide messenger RNA. RefSeq lists its product as uncharacterized. The record is from RefSeq and is a predicted model, not a curated record. The coding region runs from base 56 to 1516 and encodes 486 amino acids. NCBI's taxonomy places the organism in Eukaryota, Fungi, Ascomycota, Eurotiomycetes, Chaetothyriales, Herpotrichiellaceae. The transcript is spliced from 3 exons.
GCCUUGCCAGGAACGUUCUUACUACAAUCUGUAACACUGAUUUGUCAAUCGUUUGAUGCAAGCCUUUUCCAGGCUACUUCGCGCCUCUGGCUCUGGUACAACGCGUGCAUUCUGGUGCUCGGCUGAAGAGGUCACUUUAUGCGCCGCGACUCGUUCAGUCAGCCAUCAACGAAUACUUCCCAUUUUAUCAUCUUAUGGCUGGCGCGGCAUGAAGCGUUCAGCCAACGGGAAACCCCGGCCCCAAGUUCCCGACUAUUGUGAUAUCGAGCCCCAGCACGAUGAGAGCGGCAAAGCGAUAUGGCCUGCACCCCAAGCGGCUCUGGAACAAGCCAGAGAAUUCAUAAAGGAGUGCGCAUCAAGCGGCAAAAAGACUCUGAUUGUGCCGGACAAGGAUGCCGACGGCCUCUCAUCCGGCGUCAUACUGUACCGGACGUUAACGGCGUUGGGCCUGGAUGCAUCUCUGAUCGAUGUCCAUCUGGUUCAGAAGGGGUCGAACAUCCAUGUGCAAUCUGAACGCGAAGCCAUGGCCGCCAAAGACGCAGCAUAUAUCUUCGUACUGGACCAAGGUUCUGUCGCCGCGCCCCCGGUGGUUGACUCAGCCACAACGAAGUCGCUGAUCAUUGACCACCAUUUGAGCGACCAUUUCCCCCAAGGCGCGCAGGUGGUGUCUGCAUGCCACUACCCGCCGGUAGCAACAAGCUCGCUACUCACAUACGAGAUCUGCAAGACCCUUGCCCCAGACCUCUCCUCGUCAUGCGCUUACCUGGCAUGUAUUGGCACCCAUGGCGACCUGGGGAACACUCUGAAAUGGACGCCACCGUUCCCGGACAUGAAGGAAACAUUCAAGAUAUAUACCAAGAAAUCCAUCAAUGACGCGGUAUCGCUUAUCAACGCGCCGCGUCGAACAGCAAAGUACGACGUGGCCACCGCGUGGACGGCACUUCUGAACUCGACGGACCCCAAGGACCUUCUGAGCAAUGGCCGGUUGCAGAGCGCUCGCGCCGAGAUCAACGCAGAAGUCGAGCUGAAUACCCACACACCUCCGAAAUUCAGUGCCGACGGACGAAUAGCCGUCCUGAGAAUCCAUACACCCGCGCAAGUCCACCCUGUGAUUGCGACGCGAUGGGCCGGACAUUUGAACUCAAAGGCUCUGGAGAUAGUCGUUUGUGCCAAUUCGGGGUAUCUUCCCGGCAUGGUCAACUUCUCCUGCCGUAUCGCACGAUGUGCUAGGACAAAAGAACCGCCUGUCAACAUCAUCGACAGUCUAAAGGCUGCUGCGGCCCUGUCGACCGAUGGGCUCAGAGACAGGCUGGGAGAGAGCUUCGCCCGAGGCCAUAAGGAGGCCAGUGGCGGUGUGGUACCGGUUGAAGCAUUCGAGGAAUUGAUGCAGCUGCUCAAAGUGGGAGAGAAGCCGGAGAAGAAGGAAGACUCCGACGAGCCCAGAGCCAAACGAGUCAAGACCAUCGACAAGAGCCCGCAGAAGAACACUAUUGGCAACUAUUUCCGCAAAGCCUGACCAGGACAAUACGGCAAUAAAGACAAUGGCUUGACUACCAAGUAUUAAAAUGUUCGGCUCAACAGCACACCGCCUUCAAAACUCCCCUGGUGCUCUCAUCAUUUUUCGAUGUUGCGACUCAUGACUUCAAGUUGGGCGCCCGCCUGGUCACUCUGACAUUGACAUUUUUUGGCUGAUGGAACCAGCCGCGCCACACCUCCCACUCUCGAUUGCCGACCAGUUCGAACUCAAAGUCGUGCAGGAUGGUCGGGAGCAACUUGUACAUUUCGGUGUUCGUGAUGUGGCGGCCGAUACAGAUGCGCUUGCCAUAGCCGAACUGCAACGUGUGCCUCUCCAUGUGUGCGGCAGCGCGUUCGCCGUCGCGCAGCCAGCGCUCGGGGACGAAAGACUCGCUGUCGUGGCCGAAAACGGCCUUGUCGAACUGCACGGCAUUGGAAUUCAUGAUGACUUCGGUGCCGCCGGCAAAGUAGCGGCCACAGAUCUCAACGCCGCCCGGCGGUACGACGCGCGGGAGGCCCGUGCCCAGAGAGCCAUGGAUGCGCAUGGCUUCGCGCACCACGGCAUGCAAGUAGGGCAGUUUGAUGGCGUCAUUGAAGCGGAUGGGCUUUUUCAGUGUGCCGUCGGCAAAGGCCGUGUCAAUCUCUUCCCGCAACUUGGCCAGCGUCGCGGGGUUCUUGUGCAAAUGAUAGAAAAUGGAGCAAAGCGCAAUCGACGUCGUGUCGCUGCCCGCCCAGAUCAUGGUCCAGAUCUCCGUGGUCACGUCGAGCAAACCAAAGUCGGCAUGCUUCCCCUCACUGACAAUGUCCAAAAGUUUGCUUAGCACGUCUUGCCGAUUCACUGGUUUCCCGGCUGCGAUGUCGUCCAGGCGUUGCUUGACAGCGGCGUGAGACUGGUCGAUGACGGUGAAGAAGCCCUUGGCGCCCGCCCGGGUCUCCGGCCACAGCAUCUGGAACAUAAAGUACAGAUUUCGCAGGCCGUACGGCACAUACGAGAUCGCAGCGACCGGGUUCGGCAUCACGUCCAUCAGAUGGCACCAGUUGUUGUAGUCGAUGUUGUCGCGAAUGAAGCCGAAUCCGCCUUCGCGUCCGUAAAAGAUCUCGCCGAUGAUGUCGAAUGUGUACUUCCUCAGCCACACGGCCAUGUCGGUGACGGCCCCGGAGGCGGCGAACUCCUCCAUUCUCUUGUAGAAGAGCGCGAUACAUCGGUCCACACAUGGCUCGUAUUCCAGCACCGCUGCCUGCGUGUAUAGGUGAGCCACGGUCCGCCGUCGACGAGUAUGGGCGGCUUCGUUGGCUUCCGUGAAAUUAUCUUGCCUCUUGGAUAUCUUCGGGUUGAAUCCCAGGUAGAAGUCGCCUUUGACGAAUUCAUGUUUCGGCCCGUAAAUUGUCUCAAUGGCUGCCGGAUCCGAAAUCUGGACAAGGUUGGGCGCCAGUCUUACGAAUGUGCCGUAUUUCUUGUGGAUGGGAAGUUGGUAGUCGUCUCCUCGGCCACAGCGAACCGCUCGGCAAUACCACAAAGACGUGACCGAAGCCCAGAAUGGUCCGGGGAAAUCCUUCAGUGGAUGGAAGUAUCGAUUAUAGAUGAAAAGGCCGAGGAGAUAAACAAGAAAGCUGGCUGCCGCGACCUCGCCGACAAGCGUCGUGAGGUCUUUUGACCAUAGAUGUGUCAGCAACAUUUAUGCUAUGAGUGUUAGUUUUGCUUGUAAAAGUGCCACUGGCUAUCAAGCGAGAGAGAAGAAAAGUGACAUUUAUACAAACCCAAAUCCCGAGGCCACGGGCUUC